Messenger RNA from Chanos chanos (milkfish), 1993 nucleotides. RefSeq names its product ankyrin repeat and SOCS box containing 8 (gene asb8). Gene Ontology annotation, biological process: intracellular signal transduction. The record is from RefSeq and is a predicted model, not a curated record. NCBI's taxonomy places the organism in Eukaryota, Metazoa, Chordata, Actinopteri, Gonorynchiformes, Chanidae. Gene Ontology annotation, molecular function: protein binding. Bases 125 to 994 code for a protein of 289 amino acids. The transcript has 4 exons.
GUUUUUGUUGAGCAGGCAAAAGAAGGGUGUCUGCAGCAAAGUUAAGCUUUCCGUCGGAUUACGAGAAGCUUUCUCUUUGUGGUGUUGUGUCACCCGGCAAGGGUGCAAUGUUCUUCCGUUCCACAUGAGCUCUACUAUGUGGUACAUUAUGCAGAGUAUUCAGAGUAAAUACUCACUGUCUGAGCGGCUUAUCCGAACCAUUGCAGCCAUCCGGUCCUUCCCACACGACAAUGUGGAGGAUCUUAUACGCAGGGGGGCAGAUGUAAACAGGAUGCACGGCACUCUAAAACCAUUGCACUGUGCCUGUAUGGUUGCCGAUGCAGACUGCGUGGAGCUCUUGUUGGAGAAAGGUGCAGAGGUGAAUGCCUUGGAUGGCUAUAACCGCACAGCGCUUCACUACGCAGCAGAGAAAGACGAGGGCUGUGUGGAGCUGCUGCUAGAGUAUGGCGCGCAGCCCAAUGCACUAGACGGAAACAAGGACACCCCCCUGCACUGGGCUGCUUUCAAAGACAACCCGGAGUGCGUCCGAGCCCUGCUGGAGAGCGGUGCCUGCCCCAACGCCCGCGACUACAACAACGACACGCCACUUAGCUGGGCUGCCAUGAAGGGCAACCUGGAGAGCGUUCGCGUGCUGCUGGAGUACGGCGCCCAGGUCCAUGUCACCAACCUGAAGGGUCAGACGCCUAUUUCCCGGCUGGUGGCCCUACUCGCCCGGGGCUUGGGCACAGAGCAGGAGGAGGAGUGCCUGGAGCUCCUGUGCCGGGCCGCGGGGAGGUUCGAGAUCCGGCGGGCCGAUGGUUCUCUCCCCCGAGAGCUCAGCAAAGAUCCGCAGCUCCUCGCCCGUCUGACCAGCAUGGUGGCCCAGCCGCCCUCUCUGCGUGCCCUGGCACGCUACACUGUGCGUGACAGCCUGGGGGUGCAGUACCUCCCCACUGCUGUCAAACAGCUCCCACUCCCUGAGUCGGUCAAAGAGUACGUGCUUCUCAGGGACUGAUGCUGAGACAGAACUGUCAGUAGGGGAUGAUAAACAAAGGAGGUAGCUGUCAACCAUGUACACAAGAAUUGAUUGUGAUUUGUCGUGAAAGAUUGUGACUUUCAGGCCCAUCUGUUGUUCAGUAACGUGUGUGUGUGUGUGUGUGUGAAUGAAUUACUUGAUUGUUCUGUUGUGCACCAAGUUUAUUUUUUCGCUCUUGUAUUCUCAGCGAUUUGGAUCAGUGGAUCAGAAUUGUGUCGCAGCAUAACUCCAGACACACAUGAAUAAGACGAGAGAGGGGUCAAUAGCUGUUUUACAUACCACGCAAGAAGUAGUGGAUAUGUAUUUCAAAUUGGCAUUACUAUAAAACCCAUGUAAAAUCUUCUGCUGGAUAAAACAGUAAUCACUGAUAGCAAAGUGACAACACUGAACUCUUGAAAAACAGCAGUUUUAAUAGGAUGUCAAAAAUAGUGUGAAGCACUUGAAUUAAAAUCUUUCAGCUGCUUGAUUGUUAAAGAUAAAUACAUUUAUAUAAACACAGUAUAUUUUUGUUUUGAUUGUUUUUAUGCUGAAGAGGAUAAGUGCUUAGUCAGAAAUGAGGAAGAGUGGAUCCUUUUUGACAUAAAACGAAUAGCUCAGUUGUUUUAAGCAGAUCGUACGUGACAGGUUGUUCAGGUUUUAACUUAUGUUUUCUUUGGUGCUGAUAAGGACGUAAGGGUUCGUGAACACUGUCUUUAACACUACAGUGAGUCAGUACGUUUCAUAUUCCUAAUAUAAUUAGAGUGUUUGAAAAUGACUAUUUCUUGAUUUCAUCAUGUAAUUACUAACCAGUUGUUUAACACAUGGCAUGGUUAUUCCCAGUUUUGAUUGUCCUCACAGAGGGUGAUCCAAAAUAUGGAAUUAUUAUUCAUAAGCAUUCUGUGAUAUCAAGUGACUCCUUUUUUUCCCCACUCCUUUUUCUUAUUCCUCUUAUUUGGUAUGUUUGUACAGUUGCUUGUUUUUAAAAUAAUUACAUAUGAC